Molecule: messenger RNA, 1308 nt
Organism: Erigeron canadensis
Lineage: Eukaryota; Viridiplantae; Streptophyta; Magnoliopsida; Asterales; Asteraceae
Product: protein SENSITIVE TO PROTON RHIZOTOXICITY 2-like
Exons: 1
Coding region: 73-1134 (353 amino acids)
Biological process (GO): response to acidic pH; response to aluminum ion
Source: RefSeq, a predicted model, not a curated record
UUUACAUACCCCACCAAAAAAAGAAAAAAAAGAGAAAAAGAAACAAACAUUCAGAACACAACUUUUUUCCAAAUGGCUUCUGACCCAAACUAUUGUUUCUCAAACACAUACGAAGAUGUUUUAGCUUCCUCCCUACAAUCAACAACAAAUGAUUCUAUAUUCUUUAAUCUAUCAGUCCUUAAAGAUAAAGCCCAACAUGUUCACUCGAUCGCGGACAUGUUGUUUAACCAAACACAACCGCAAUCCGUGGCUUCUGACAUGACGUCGGUCAGCUUACAAAAUGUUGCCAGUUUGCUUCAAGAAAUUAUUGGGAUCGCGUCUAAUGUCAUGUUCACUUGUCAAAAUAUUGGGCCCGGGCCGGUUAACCAAACAAAUACUAACAACAACAAUAACCAUGAGAACACCCUCGACUAUGACCAUUUGAGUCAAUCAAAUUCGAUGUUUGAGUGGUUGGGUGGAAGUGGAGUUGAGACUAAUUUUGCUAGUGUAUCUUGUAACACAAGAAAUGAGAAUAGCGGUGUAGAGGAGCGAAAAAAGGUUCAAGUUGAAAGAGAUAUAGACAAGGGCUCACGUUCAGGUUCAGGUUCAGGGUCGGGUCAGAGAAUGUCACCAAGAAACUACGACAUAAUAGAAAUGAAUGCAGCCGAUUUACUAGCAAAAUACACACACUAUUGCCAAGUGUGUGGUAAAGGUUUUAAAAGAGACGCAAACUUGAGGAUGCACAUGAGGGCUCAUGGGGACGAAUACAAGUCCAUUGCCGCACUUGCUAAUCCCGUUUCAUCCAAUGGUGGUACUUCAUCACCAAAGUUAGAAAGAAAGUUCUCGUGCCCACAAGAAGGGUGUAGAUGGAAUCGUAACCAUGUGAAAUUUCAGCCAUUGAAGUCGAUGAUUUGCAUGAAGAAUCACUACAAAAGGAGUCAUUGUCCAAAGAUGUAUGCGUGUAAGAGGUGCCACCAAAAGCAAUUUUCCGUGCUUUCAGAUUUACGGACUCAUGAGAAACAUUGUGGAGAUGUGAAAUGGCGAUGCUCAUGUGGCACAACGUUUUCAAGGAAAGAUAAACUCAUGGGUCAUGUUGGUCUGUUUGUAGGGCAUACACCACUUGUAGAUACGGGUAAUUUGAUCAAGAAACAAUGAAACUGAGGAAGAUUGUGGUUGGAACUUGUUUUGGCUGUACUUAUGAAUUUAUGAUACUGAAAAUGACUUGUUAAUGGAUAUAAAGCUUUUUUUCAUCUCAAGUUUUUGGUCCUAAUAUGGAUCAGCCUUUUGUUUUCUUGUAAGACCGCUUGUAACGUGACUGGAUGUUGUUAA